Messenger RNA from Prorocentrum cordatum, 2173 nucleotides. NCBI's taxonomy places the organism in Eukaryota, Dinophyceae, Prorocentrales, Prorocentraceae. The record is from the annotation of a GenBank genome assembly.
CCUGGAGGCUGCCGCGGGCGGCGAACGCCUCCACGUCCGUGCCCUCGGGGUCUGGUUGCCAGGGUGCGGCCCCACGGAUGCGCGAUCCUGUGGGUGCGCUGCGCGCGGGGCAUCCGCGCAGUGCUGCCCCGCAUCCAUGGGGUCGCGGCCGAGGAGUCCAGACCAAGAGGGACGCGCCGCACGGGGCGGGCGCUCGGAGUUUCAGCGCUGGCGCUGCCUUCUCAACCCGACCGAGGCUCAGAACAGCAGCAGCGUUGAGCCAUGGGCCAAGCUGACUGUAAAAGUGGAGGAGGCGGUGGGUCUCCUCAGUGCAGACACCAAUGGGUUGUCGGACCCAUUCGUCGUGCUGUCGAUGAACGGCCCUGCGAUCCCGGAAUUGAGGACGCAUGUGAUUAGUCGCACGCUGGCUCCGAAGUGGCGUGAGGUGUUCACUCUGGACGUCUACUACCCGCUGUCUACGCUGACCCUUCAGGUCAUGGACGCAGACGCCUUGGAUUCAGACGACCUCAUCGGGUUCCUGGACCUCCAGCUGUCAAGACUGUCGCUGAGUGGUAGCGUCGAGGGGUGGUUCGAGCUGCGCCAUCCCGAGGAGUUCAGUGACACCCUCAAGGCGCGCAUGCGCGUCCAAGAGCUAAAAAGCAAGGACGCCGGCCGCAUCCACUUGAAGCUCACGCUGCACGCGGAGGGAGGCGGUAUGGACGAGUUCUUUGCGGCGUGCAUGGAGUGGCCCUGCGCCGGUCACGGCUACGAGCACUACGACCUCGGUAAGCUCUUUGCCUCCCUGAUGAGGGCGAGCUCGCUGCUGCUGAAGCUCCUGGUGCCCCUGCUGCGGGUGAAGUCUUGGGCGUUCAGGCACUCUACGCUCGUGGCCCUGGCCCUCAUCCUGCUCAUCUGGGAGCCCGUGCUGGUGCUGCCCGCACUGGCGCUCUUGGCAGGGCUCGUGCUGGCGCGGGACGAGUUCUGGGAGGCCGAGGCGGGCGCGGCCGACGUCGGCCACGAGGACACAAAGCGGUCGGAGACCACCGUCUCGCUGGACAGCGAGGGCUGCCCGAAGAGGCCCGCCCGCGGGGUACCGCUCUGCGGGCGCGCGCUGCCGAAGAGGUUCGCCCGCAGACGGUCGGUCGACAGUAGCCCGCCGACGGCGGCCGCCGCCCAGAGCUCGUCGAGGAGAGCCGCCUCCCAGAGCCCGUCGGGCAGCACAGCCGCCCAGAGCCCGUCGGGCAGCCCCGAGCGGGAGAACGCGACGGUGAGGAGAGCGGCGUGGAUGAUGCAGAAGCUGGUGCCGGGCUCGAAGCGCAUAUAUGUGCGCAUGGCGCAGUCCCUCACCGAUCUGCUGAUCCGUCUCCUGGUGCUUGUCCACGGGAUGCUGAACACGCGGCGCCGCGGCCUCAGCAAGGCCUGUUUCGCAGCUGCGCCAGCGCUUCUGGUUCUCGGCAGGUGGCAGCUGUUCCUCGUGAAAGUGUGUCUUACGAUGGCGGUGAUCGUCAUCUUUUUCCCACUCACCACGCCGGGAAGGAUCUGGAAAACUGCUGUCUACUACAUGGCAAAGAGGAACAGGCUGCACGAGGACCACCAUCUGUUGGAGAGAGACGACUGCAACUUUCUGCACGUCGUGCCACCGAGGAAGAGUGUGGGACGGGUGCACGUACUGCGGCCAAACCGCCUGCUGAAGCCCACGAGGUGCUUCAUGUGCGGCCAGCUGACGGCCAGGGGCCUCUCGGCGGGCGUGCCCCUGCGCUGCGAGAUUUGCCGUGUGGUCGUCUGCGCUGGCUGCAGCGGAGACCUCCGCGACGACUGCCGUGGCUUCAUGCGGCGCAAGCCGUCGUCGCACCACGUCAGCCUGUGGUAGCAAAUCAUGGGAGCCUUGUCAUCGACUGCACGUGAGAGUGACCCUUCGCCAGAGUGACCUCUGGGUGCGGGCCCACUGGGGUCCCCCGAUCGCCGAACGCGGUGCGAUGGUGGCGUGUUGCGCGCUUCUGUUGGGUCUCCCCGCGGCCUCCAAGAAGCCGCGCACCAAAGGUCACUCACUCGAUAGCAGCAAGUUUCGAGCAGGGGAUAGAAUUGAUUUACCCCCCUAUCCGUGUUUUCCAACGAAUCUGCGAACAAGCACACAUGUAUAUAAUGCUCUGUAGAUCUCUGGAGCAUUCUAUGUUUUUCGCUGGUAGGUUCGGCG